Messenger RNA from Chelonus insularis, 2067 nucleotides. RefSeq lists its product as uncharacterized. The coding region runs from base 220 to 1740 and encodes 506 amino acids. The transcript is spliced from 5 exons. Lineage: Eukaryota; Metazoa; Arthropoda; Insecta; Hymenoptera; Braconidae. The record is from RefSeq and is a predicted model, not a curated record.
AUUAUUCCCACUUACUUUAGUACUUAUUUUACGUACGAGUAAAAAAGUAUAUGGGUUAUAAUUGAUUGAGAAAUAAUAAAAAUUCAAAGAAUUGAAUAGCGAUAAAAGCACAAGGAAACUUGAAACUUUUAGUCAGCAAUGUUAAUACUGAAUUUAUCGGACUCAAAAGUGGCACGAACUCAGUCUUGCAUUGAGCUUCGACAAGAUUAGCUGGACGUUAUGGAGAUCGCAUUUCAUUCAUUGUUUCGUAUAUUGACAACUUGGCUGCUAAUAUCAUCAACAUUUGGUGACAUUGCUCUUCAACCAGGCUUCGAUCAACCGUCACAAUUUAGACAUUUAUCUCCAAAUAUACAGCCAAAUCACUAUCAACCCGGUUUUCAACCUUAUCAACUCUAUCAUCAGCCUUAUUAUGGCCAAUUUGGACAAAUGCCUUAUAAUUUUCAAUCUAUGUCGUCUCUGUCGUGGCCAUAUCCUUGGAUGAUGAAUUAUAGACCAUACCAAUCAUCUGGACAACCUGGAAUACUUGGACCAUCACCAAGUUUUCCAACUGCUCCAAAUCAAUUUCAACCACGUGACUUAAAUGCUGAAUUUCAACGAAAUAGAGAACUCCAGCAGAAAUUAAGUGCACAUAUAAGUGGACUUUCUCAAAGCAACUCUGCACAAUUACCCCAGCAAGCUAUGCCUUCAAUCUAUCCUAGUCCAAGUGUUCCUCCUUAUCCAUUUUAUCCCAAUAACUUACGGAUUUACAGAUCUCUUCCGAUCUUUCAAUCUCAAGGCUAUCAAAUUAUUAGACUGCGAGAUCUUCAAAAUGCCCAACAACAAGGUUCCUGGUCUAACCCUGUGGAUUCCGGACUCAAUUCUGGGCUCAACCAACAAACACAUAAUUCGCAACAUCACGAAAUGGCCACGAACUCGACCAUAGAUUUAUCUCAACUUGAAUUGACUACUCCAGAAUUUAGUAAAAAAGUUGAUGAUGAUAUUGUAGGAUCUCCACUUCAAAUAUAUAAAUCACAAUCAUCACUUAAUGAACAGCACCAUCCUGUUGAAAUGGUGAAUAUUCCAGAUAAUUUAUACAUUUCCAAUAACACUAAAACACAUGGCAACAUAGAAAUCAUGAAGACAAAUCCUCAAAAUUUUUCAAAGAUUGUUAGUCAAAUAAACUCACAAUCUUCUGAUGAAAAUGGAAAUUUUUCUCAAGACAGUUCUCAAAAAAUUGAAGAAGAAGUCAGUUAUGUUGGAUAUUAUACAGAUAAGCCUACAAAAGAUAUUUCAGAAGAAGUAAAAUCACAAUCGAUUCAUCAACACUCUACUCAUAAGGAUUAUGCAAUAUCAUCUAAAGCUAAAGGCAAUGACAGACCUAUCACAAACAUUCAAUAUCCUUUCUUCAAUGGAAGAAUUAAUUACAAUCAACCACAAGUAUUUGAAGUUGGAGUAAGUCCUCAUAGUCGUUAUGUUCCCCAAAUGGAUUCAAUAAAUUUACAGACCUCUAAGAUUCCAGCAGAGUCUAAUUAUCAAUCGAAAGCUGCUAACGACUUCUAUAAUUCUUACAAAAACUAUCCUUCACUUAACGUAUUGGCACCACCAACAUUUCCUUUUACUGCUUAUAAUCUUGAUAAUUCAUAUAACACUGCCACAAAUACAGUUAGCAAAGAAUCAGCUCCAUGGCAAUCAUCGGGUUUAUCAACUACAGGAUAUGUUCCAAAUCGGAAUAAUUUUGGAACUAAUUAUUAUCAAUCGUAAAAGUAAUCUAAUUAUUUUUAGCCUAAGAAUAUAAUUGAUUUAUAUAUGAUAGAAUUAAUUACUAUUGAGUUUAGUAUUUUUUAUAUUUCUAUUAAAAUAGUUUAUUAUUUGUUUUAUACUUCAUCAAUUUAUUGUUUAUGUUAUGUUAUUAUUGUCAUCCACAUUCCAAUGUGCAAAUAUUUUCACAUAGUGUAAUUAAGUUGGUCCAUUUCUAUGUUUUGUUCGUACUAUAUUUAUUAUUGAUGAUGUAACGUCAUUAAAAUCCUUAUCGAAUUCCGUCCACUGGUGAUAAUUAGAGCAAUGAAUAAUAAAUAAUCAUUUAUAUAA